GUAAGGAGGAGGAGGCUGCAUGUGUCAGUAUGUGUGCGUCGGUCAAGUACAACAUCCGGGGUCCUGCCCUUAUCCCAAGGAUGAAGACCAAGCACCGAAUCUACUACAUCACCCUCUUCUCCAUUGUCCUCCUGGGCCUCAUUGCUACAGGCAUGUUUCAGUUCUGGCCUCACUCCAUCGAGUCCUCGAAUGACUGGAGCGUGGAGAAGCGCAGUGUCCGAGAUGUGCCCGUGGUCAGGCUGCCAGCCGAGAGCCCCAUCCCAGAGCGUGGGGAUCUCAGCUGCAGAAUGCAUACGUGUUUUGAUGUCUAUCGCUGUGGCUUCAACCCAAAGAACAAAAUCAAGGUGUAUAUCUACUCCCUGAAAAAGUAUGUGGACGACUCCGGUGUCCCGGUCAGCAGUACCAUCUCCCGGGAGUACAAUGAGCUGCUCACGGCCAUCUCAGAUAGUGACUACUACACUGACGACAUCAAUCGUGCUUGCCUAUUUGUCCCCUCCAUUGAUGUGCUGAACCAGAACUCUCUUCGCAUCAAAGAAACAGCCCAGGCACUGGCCCAGCUCUCCAGGUGGGAUCGAGGUACCAACCACCUGUUGUUCAACAUGUUGCCUGGAGGACCCCCAGAUUAUAACACGGCCCUGGAUGUUCCUCGAGAUAGGGCACUGUUGGCUGGAGGUGGCUUUUCUACAUGGACGUAUCGGCAAGGCUAUGAUGUCAGCAUCCCAGUCUACAGUCCAUUGUCAGCUGAGGUGGCUCUUCCAGAGAAAGGACCAGGUCCCCGGCGAUACUUUCUCCUGUCCUCUCAGAUGGCACUCCAUCCUGAAUACAGAGAGGAGCUAGAAGCCCUCCAGAACAAACAUAGAGAGUCAGUGUUGGUUCUCAACAAAUGCACGAAUCUCUCAGAGGGCGUCCUUUCUGUCCGCAAGCGCUGCCACAGCCACCAGGUCUUCGAUUACCCCCAGGUGUUGCAGGAAGCUACUUUCUGUGUGGUCCUUCGUGGAGCCCGGCUGGGCCAGGCGGUACUGAGCGAUGUGUUACAAGCUGGUUGUGUCCCAGUUGUCAUUGCAGACUCGUAUAUCCUGCCCUUCUCAGAAGUUCUUGACUGGAAGAGAGCUUCGGUGAUUGUCCCAGAAGAAAAGCUGUCAGAUGUGUACAGUAUUUUGCAGAGCAUCCCGCAAAGACAGAUUGAGGAGAUGCAGAGACAGGCACGCUGGUUCUGGGAAGCGUACUUCCAGUCAAUUAAAGCCAUCGCCCUGGCCACUCUGCAGAUUAUCAAUGACCGUAUCUAUCCAUAUGCGGCCAUCUCUUAUGAAGAAUGGAAUGACCCUCCCUCUGUGAAGUGGGCCAGUGUGAACAACCCCCUCUUCCUUCCGCUGAUCCCACCACAGUCUCAAGGCUUCACCGCCAUUGUCCUCACCUACGACCGUGUGGAGAGCCUCUUCCGGGUCAUCACUGAAGUGUCAAAGGUACCCAGUCUCUCCAAGUUGCUGGUGGUCUGGAAUAAUCAGAACAAAAACCCUCCAGAAGAAUCUCUUUGGCCCAAAAUCAGGGUUCCAUUAAAGGUUGUGAGGACAGCUGAAAACAAGCUGAGCAACCGCUUCUUCCCAUAUGAUGAAAUUGAGACAGAGGCUGUCCUGGCCAUUGAUGAUGACAUCAUUAUGCUGACCUCAGAUGAGCUGCAGUUCGGUUAUGAGGUCUGGAGGGAAUUUCCUGACCGACUGGUGGGCUACCCAGGUCGUCUGCAUCUAUGGGACCAUGAGAUGAAUAAGUGGAAGUAUGAGUCUGAAUGGACCAACGAGGUGUCCAUGGUGCUCACAGGGGCAGCCUUCUAUCACAAGUAUUUUAAUUACCUAUAUACUUACAAAAUGCCCGGGGAUAUCAAGAACUGGGUAGAUGCUCAUAUGAACUGUGAGGACAUCGCCAUGAAUUUCCUAGUGGCUAAUGUCACAGGCAAAGCUGUCAUCAAGGUGACUCCACGGAAGAAAUUCAAGUGUCCUGAAUGCACAGCCAUUGAUGGGCUUUCCCUAGACCAGACACACAUGGUGGAGAGGUCUGAGUGUAUCAACAAAUUUGCUUCUGUCUUUGGAACGAUGCCCCUCAAGGUGGUGGAGCACAGAGCUGACCCUGUGCUGUACAAGGAUGACUUUCCUGAGAAACUGAAGAGCUUCCCCAACAUUGGCAGCUUGUGAAGUAUGUCAUGGCUGGGGGCCUGGGUGAUGGCUGGACAGAGGAAGAGAACUGGACCUCCACCACCCCCGCUAAUGAAGAAGGAGGGUUGGACAGUAGAAGGUAGCCGGUCUCUACCUCGGUGGCAGGCAUGUGUCCACCUAGCUGCAUUCCCAGGAACAGAAGCCCAGAAAGCUACAUGAGCACCGUGAGCCAGCAGCCCACACUGCAUCCUCAGUGGGCACUCUGAAGAUGCCCAGAGAAGGAUGCCUUGAACCCAAGGCAGUGUCUUUCGCUUGCAGUCCAUUGACUGAGUUUCUCCUGGGGAGGAGAAGCCCGUCAGCCUGCCCAGAUCCUAGGAAUUGUGGCCAUAGUGCUUCCAGUCACUUCACUUCACAGUGUCUUUGGAGGAUCAGCCAAGCCUGGCAUCUUCAUAGGUUUGACCCUGGCCUGGGGCCUAGCGAGUGGGCACAUGCAAAGGAAGAACCCCGGCCGGCUGCUGAGCAGAGCCUGCCUCUCCCUCAGUCACUCCUCUUGGCUUUUAUUUUAAAAUGAUUAAAAUUAUUUUUUACUCAUUUUCCUA
Messenger RNA from Dipodomys ordii (Ord's kangaroo rat), 2746 nucleotides. RefSeq names its product exostosin glycosyltransferase 2 (gene Ext2). Gene Ontology annotation, cellular component: membrane. Lineage: Eukaryota; Metazoa; Chordata; Mammalia; Rodentia; Heteromyidae. The transcript has 13 exons. The record is from RefSeq and is a predicted model, not a curated record. The coding region runs from base 30 to 2186 and encodes 718 amino acids. Gene Ontology annotation, molecular function: glycosyltransferase activity.